UAUCCGGUGGAGAUACGCACACUAUUUUAACUAUGUCACCCAAAAAGACAAAAACUUGGUCGUGGAGUGCAACCUUUGCGUGGGCAGCAAACGUUUGUCAACGUCAGCCAACUCAACCUCCAAUCUUUUGAAACAUUUGCAGCGUCAACACUCAACUGUUAAGCUUGUCGCUAAGGAGCAACCGCAACACAGCCAGGCUGCCGACUCCGACACACCGACACGAUACAAGCAACCACGUCUUGAAUUACGCGGUCAGGUAACCUCAAAGACAGAAAUAAAUAGACUGGUUGCGGCAUACGUUGUGGAAGAGAUGUUGCCUAUAUCUACAGUAGAGUCACCGUCUUUCAGAAGCAUUUUGCGGAAAAUACAAACUGCUGAUGGACAGGAAAGUACAAGUGACAGAAAAACAUUUGCAAGUUACCUUGAAAAAUGCUAUAGCAAGAUGGAAAGUGAGUUAAAGUCAACCUUUGAGAGACUGGAGUAUGUGUCGACAACGGCAGAUAUUUGGACAUGUCAUAAUAAAAGUUUUUUGGGCAUGACUGCACAUUGGAUUAACCCAAACAACUUCAAACGUGAAAAAGCAGCAAUUGCCUGUCGAAGAAUAAAAGGACGUCAUACAUACGACGUAGUGGCAAGUGAGAUAGAACACGUACAUUCAGCAUUUGGACUCACUCACAAGGUAACCGCUACUGUGACCGAUAAUGGGUCAAACUUCGUUAAAGCCUUUCGGGUGUACGAGGCAGCAACAGCACCAUCUGAUUCAGAGGAGGAGGGAGGUGAAGAAGAGGAGGACAAUGUUGUUUUUGCUGAUGCUGAUGACAUCCUAUCUAAUGGCACUUCAGAUGGAGAAUACACUUUACCCCCUCACUUAAGGUGUGCUUCACAUACGCUGAACCUGAUUUCCAAUAAUGAUGUUAACAAAUGGCUGUCUGCAAAUGCUGAGGCUAAGUCUGUAUUCAGAAGUGCAACAGCAAAGUGCUCUGCACUCUGGACAAAAUGUAGCCGUUCUACUGUAGCCUCAGAGCUUGUUGAAAAUAUAUGCAAACGGAAGCUUAUUAUCCCAGUAACAACAAGGUGGAAUUCAUUCCAUGAUGCCUUGACAUGCAUCCUCACUAUUCCAGUCCCACAGUUAAACCACUUGUGUGCUCAGUUAGACAUAAGAGUCCUCUCUGAACGUGAACAUAAAUUUCUUAGUGAAUACUGUUCAGUAAUGAAACCCCUCAGCAUUGCCUUGGAUAUUUUACAAGGAGAAGAUAACUGCUACUAUGGGUGCCUUCUGCCAACACUUGAAGUUUUAAUGUCCAAGGUGUUGGCACUGCAACCCAGCCUCUCAAGAAUGACUGCAGGUCUACCAGAUGUCAUUGUGCAGAGCAUCAAGACCAGAUUUGCAUCAGUGCUGGAAAACAAGGAUGCUCAGCUUGCUGCAGUCACACUUCCCAAGUUCAAACUAAGGUGGCUGAAAGAAGAGCACAAGAAGGACUCUUUAAAGACACUGCUCAUCACAGAAUGCCGAACUUCAAUGGAUACACAACAAGAGGUGCUCCCAUUCGUUUCUAAACCACAGGCCUCUUCCUCAAACAAAAGUGAAAUUGACUUUUUUGCUUUUGAAGACGACCAUCCAACUUCUCGCAGCUGUGAAAGUGAAAUCUUUGGUUAUUUCCAAUCAGGUUGUGAAGUAGACAUUCUCCACCAAUUUCCAAACAUUAAGACCUUAUUCUUGAAACUGAACACAAGGAACUGUGAUGUUGGUAACUGGGAGCUGCUGGCAGUAAAACAGGCCUUGGAGUGCUGA
Acanthochromis polyacanthus (spiny chromis) is the source of this 1792-nucleotide messenger RNA. RefSeq lists its product as uncharacterized. Bases 311 to 1792 code for a protein of 493 amino acids. NCBI's taxonomy places the organism in Eukaryota, Metazoa, Chordata, Actinopteri, Pomacentridae. The record is from RefSeq and is a predicted model, not a curated record. The transcript has 3 exons.